ACCUGAUUUGCAAGUGACGCUUUUGAAGCAGAAUGUUGUCGUGUUUGUUUGCUGAGCACCAAACUCACACCCUACUCUGGUUACAUUAACACGUCAAGGCUCGGCAUGAAUCGAGUGAAAGCGUCAAAGACACCAACGUGAGUGACAGAGAGUGAGUUUCACGGCUUUAAACAGUUUGGAACAACGUCGCAUCUCAAGAAGCUGGUGACAAUCCUUGCAACACUGUGGACAUGGCAAAUAAGCCCCAUCAUAGACGCCCAUCUCAAAUUGCACCAUCUCAAGAAGAUGGAGACGAUUCUAGCAACACUGUGAAAGUGGCAUUUAAACGUCCUUUUAACAGCGUAACUGUAUUUACAUCAUCUCAAGAAGCAGGAGAAAAUUGUAGCAAAUUUGUGCCCAUGCCAUCUAAAUGUCCUUGUCAUGGCUUAACUCUAUUUGCAACAUCUCAAGAAACUAGAGACAAUCCUCGUAACACAGUGAAUGUGGCAUCAAAGCCUUCUUCAUUCACGUCUCCUUGUCACCGCCCAUCUGCAAAUCCACCAUCUCAAGAAACUAGAGACAAUCCUCGUAACACAGUGAAUGUGGCAUCUAAGCCUUCUUCAUUCACGUCUCCUUGUCACCGCCCAUCUGCAAUUCCACAACACAAAGAAGUGCCUCACGACCCUUUUCUUGAAAAGCCUUGGAGAAACCAGCAUUUCAACACCUUCAGCAUAAAGGAUGACCUUCUAAAAGACAUCCGAAACUACGAGAGUCUGACAGAGUCAGUGGAACAGCCCAGAAUCCUCCUGGUCGGGCAGAUUGGAGCUGGUAAAAGCAGCUUCUUCAACUCGGUGAACAGCGUCUUCAGAGGUCAUGUGAUGCUGCAGGCUGCAACUGGGUAUGGAGAGACCAGUGUGAGCAAACAAUACAGGAUUUAUACAGUUCACGAUGGGAAAGGCGGAAGGAGGCUACCAUACACCCUUUGUGACACCAUGGGCCUGGAAAGCAGUGAUGAUGACGAAGGGAUCCACGUGGAGGACAUCAUAAGUGUCAUUAAAGGCCAUGUCCCAGAUAUGUAUGAGUUCAAUCCCAAGGCACCAAUAACAAGUUACGACAAGCGUUACAGAAAGUACCCCAGUCUGGCUGAUAAGGUGCACUGCGUUGUCUUCGUAGUUGAAGCAGACAAAAUCAGCUUUGUGGAUCAAAAUCUGCUCAAGAAGUUUAAGACUAUUAAGUCAGAGGUGAACAGAAUGGGCAUUCCUCAGCUUGUGCUCAUCACUAAGAUAGAUGAGGCCUGCCAAGAAGUGUAUAAGGACCUUACCAAAGUGUACUGGAGCAAUUAUCUUCAUGAAAAGGUGAUUCAGCUGAAACAGAUGCUGGGAAUGUCUGUCUCUGCUGUCUCCCUGGUUAAGAACUACUCAACAGAGACAGAGAUUGACCUGAAUGUAGACAUUUUGCUCCUGAAGGCCCUACAGCAGAUGCUGAGAGCAGCUGAUGCCUGCUUUGAUGAGAUGAAGCUGAAAGGCCUCACUAAGUGAAGCAGCUCUCGAUGAUCUUAUUCUGCAAUUGUGUAACAAAUUUUCUCCAUUCAUUCAUAUUCUAACAUUUCUAUAUUAAUCAAAGGGUCGGUUAAUUGAUAACCCCCAAUCCCAUCCCAUCUGAGGAUAGAUUUAGGCAAACACACACAUACAGUCCAGUUACCCUAAGGCUGUGGCCAAGACCAGGAGAAAAUCCACCCAGACAUGGAGAGAUCAUUCAGACUUUAACACCAACAGCAUUUAUUUCUGUAGCACAUUUUCAUACAAAUGAUGGAGCUCAAAGUGCUUUA
Polypterus senegalus (gray bichir) is the source of this 1807-nucleotide messenger RNA. Its product is annotated as interferon-induced protein 44-like. Lineage: Eukaryota; Metazoa; Chordata; Cladistia; Polypteriformes; Polypteridae. The transcript has 12 exons. The record is from RefSeq and is a predicted model, not a curated record. Bases 231 to 1517 code for a protein of 428 amino acids.